Molecule: messenger RNA, 488 nt
Organism: Ixodes scapularis (black-legged tick)
Lineage: Eukaryota; Metazoa; Arthropoda; Arachnida; Ixodida; Ixodidae
Product: 60S ribosomal protein L34
Exons: 5
Coding region: 77-436 (119 amino acids)
Biological process (GO): translation
Cellular component (GO): ribosome
Molecular function (GO): structural constituent of ribosome
Source: RefSeq, a predicted model, not a curated record
AAGAUUCAUCGUCUAUUUCCGUUUCCACGUAAACUUCCUUUUCAGCCAUUUGCACUGCGGCGAUAGGGUAUUCAAAAUGGUACAGCGUCUCACACUCCGACGGCGGUUGUCGUACAACACCAACUCCAACCGGAGAAAAAUCUCGAAGACUCCGGGUGGCAAGUUGGUUUACCUGUACCCCAAGAAACCCGGCAGCGUACCAAAGUGCGGCGACUGCAAACUGAAGCUACGAGGCAUCACCCCAGCCAGGCCCAGGGAGCUGUCGGCCCUGAGCAAGCGACACAAAACUGUCACCAGGACCUACGGUGGCUCCCGCUGCGGCAAGUGCGUCAGGAGCAGGAUCAUCCGGGCUUUCCUGAUUGAGGAGCAGAAGAUUGUGGCCAAGCUCCGCAAGGCCAAGCAGUCUGAGGAGCCCAAGAAGGUUUCGAAGAAAUGAGUGCGCCUUUGAAUCCGGAGCCUAAAUAAACUCAUUGGUGUGUAUAUAGGGA